Molecule: messenger RNA, 31961 nt
Organism: Columba livia (rock pigeon)
Lineage: Eukaryota; Metazoa; Chordata; Aves; Columbiformes; Columbidae
Gene: PALM2AKAP2
Product: PALM2 and AKAP2 fusion
Exons: 5
Coding region: 25796-28387 (863 amino acids)
Biological process (GO): regulation of cell shape
Cellular component (GO): membrane
Source: RefSeq, a predicted model, not a curated record
GACCGUGGCUCAGUCGCCAUAUGUGGUGAUAAUCAAAGCAGAAUGGGAGUUUGUGGCUCUAUCCCAUUUCAAUGGAGCUAUGGUAUGGAAGGCUUUCAAAUCUGCGGUGGCCUCUCUAGAGGCACAUCGGAUAACAGUGACUUAACAAGACCUUGUACUUAGUUCUUGCGGCUUUGCUAAAGCAUGUCUGUUGUCUGCCAGAUGCUUUGAUCUGUUGAAGAGGAGUUUAAAGGAAUAUGGCACGUUAAGUUCAAGGCAUUGCUUUUAGUACAGAAGCUGUAGAAUAUCAUCUGUAUCCUGCAAAAGACGUGAAUGUGAGCAAGUAAAAGCAAACAAAAGUUAGCCUUUUAGAUAUUUUGUGUUCUCAAAUUGGAGUAUUUUAGUUAACAUAAUUACGUGUACCAAUAGGUCAACUAAAUGCUGAAGCGUGGGGAUUUUGAGACUGAAUCAGACUCUGAGAUUUAUCCGGAGCAAUUCGCAAGGGAUUCUGCUGGAGCAGAGUACAGGAUUGCUUAAGUUCAAAGUAUAUUUCCCAUUAAUUUCCUAGUUAGAGGCUAACUGUCCCCAAAUGUCAGUGUCUUCUGGCUCUUUUCCAAACAUUUGACUUCUGCAUCAACUCAUUAUCUUCAUAAAGCUGGCCACAUGAAGCAGAUUUGUAAAGGCGUCUUUGUGUCGAUGUGUCUCUUUUCAUACAGCUGUUUUUACUUGACUGCCUGCUGUUGAGUACUGAUGAGUUUUUUUCAGUUGGAGAGGUGCAGAUGAGUAUUUUGAUUCGAAAGCAUGUGUGUGUGAUGCACUGUUUUGCUGGGUCUUCAGGACAGUCGUGUAAUUGGAAAGCGAUGAGUACGCCAAGCAACUGGUUAGCAACAUUUAUAGCUUCCUUGAUUUAAUACCCAUUUCAAUGUAUUCUUUAAAGCCUGGUUCAUACUGAAGAAAGAACUGCAUAACAAACUGUGCCCAUGGUGUGUUCUGCUCUGGAAGGAUUUCCAGCAGCCUUGCCAGGCAGUGGAGGCUUUGCAGGAACAAUGAAGCCAGCCAAAAGUUUUCUGUUGAUUUCAGGUAGAUUUGGAUUUAGUUGCUAUUCCCCUACAGAUGGCAUGACUGAUUUAAGAUAAGAAGCUGAAAGCUGGUCUAAAAAUCUGAUUAGGGCCACUCCACUGCUGCUUUUGAUCAAUCUGUCAGUGCUUUAGAUCAGAAAAUAAGGCUGAUCAAGAUUAUGGGAAGGGUCUAAAGCCAGGAGUAAAUGUUGUGUAAUAUGACCCUUACUAUUUUUUAGUCAGUUAAGACAACUCACUGGAAAUUUUGUUAGAAUUUCCCUAGUGAUGUGUAACUGGGACAAUUUUGAACAUGCAAGGGAAAAAAAAUCUUAAAGGUUGACAUCUGCCAACAGAAGCUAAAUGGAAAAUAUGUGGGACAGCACUGCACAAAAGUGAUUUAAAAACCCAGGAGUACAGCAGUGAAUGACACAAUUUUGAAUCAAUAAGGGCUCAUAAACAUGUUGGUUAGGGAAAUAAAGCAGUGAUGGAGAGGAUUCCACUCAAAUAUGGUUUCAUUUGAAACUUUAGGCUUUUUAUCAGCAACCUCAGAUCCAAUUAGGCUUAAUCAUCUGUGGUUUGGAAAUUUCACCAUUGUCGUAUGUACAUUUUCCAGCUCGGAAUCUUACUAGUCCUCAAUGCCCUCCGUUACUUGCCAGCAGUUCUUCACAUUUUUUCCAUAUGGAAAUUCUCCUUGAAAUCAGAUCGGAGUUUGUGUUCACUUGAAUUUCAAAUUAUUCUCCCUCAUUCAGUUGGUAAAGAGUAUCUUGGCCAGAAUUCAUUUGUAAUAAAACCUUGAUUUGGUCUGGUCUCCAUUAAUACGGAGCCUUUCUGAUGAGUGAAUUAUCUUCUGUUCAUCAUUUUACACACUGAUUUCUUACUGUGUACACUCUCCAGCUUCACUUGGCAUAAGUCUUGUUGGUACAACUGAAGUCUGUAAGUGCUGUUAUAAAGCUAACAUGCUCCUUGCUCAGCCAGCUAAUUAGCAUGACUUGGCAAACUGCCUGAGGCCUUUGGGCCUGAAUUAACUCACCUGUACACACUGCUUAAUAUCGGAACAUCACUGAAAUAUCAGUGUAGGGAUAGGCUUGAACAACUGGGUGACAGAAGAAAGAAGAUCUAAGAGAAAGGCAGGACAGAAACAAUUCUUUGCUCAAGUCAACAUUUUGGAAGAGAGCAGUGAGUUGUUAACAGCCAGCUCUUCUCAAAAUGUGUGUUGCAAUGGUUGGUUCUGCAUCUGCAGAAGGCAGAAAAGAAGGUCUUGACUGAGGUUGUUCUUCCUUAUGCUUCUCUGCACUUUUAAAACUUAUCCCUCAGUUCCAGCGUUGGCCAAGUCUUAAUGUUGGGGCUUGAAGCUCACACCUUCUUCCCCAAGCACCUUUGGUCAUCUCAAGUAGUCAAGGGCCAGCUAAUAGCAAUGAGAAACAGCUUGCACGGGAUGGAAGGGAAUGUCACACACCCCAUAUGACCUGUGUCUGUGCGGAGCAAGGCAGUCAAGGAAUGCAGCCCAAGGGUACUGCCCAGCCAUACACCUGUCAGAACUGCUCACAGGUGCCACCCAGGGUGAAACAGAUCAACAGAUGGUCCAUAAUUCACAUUCUCUACAAAAAUGAUCAUGUAUGUAUCCAAAUCCAUCAAUGAGUGAUAACAGCAUAUUUCCUUUGCUGUUCAUGGACUCAGAUUGUGCCUUCUGGCAAGCAUGAACAGACCCCUUCUGCUUUCCUCUCUCCCUCUGAUGUCCCAGGGGAGGUUCAGGUUGGACAUUAGGAAAAGGUUCUUCACCCAGAGGGUGCUGGAGCACUGGAACAGGCUCCCCAUGGCCCCAAGCCUGACAGUGUUCAAGAAGAGACUAGACAACAUCCUCAGACACACGGUGUGAACUGUGGGGUUGUCCUGUGCAGGGACAGGAGUUGGACUCGAUGAUCCUUGUGGGUCCCUUCCAACUCAGGACAUUCUAUGAUUGAUUCUCUCUAAUGCUGCCUUUAUGCAAGGUCAGAUAGCAAAGCGCGGUGGCGUGCCGUAAACACAGGCAGCGCUCCAAGAACCAGCAGGAGUCCUUGCUGCUGCUCUGUGAAACUCUUGUAAGUUUACAAGUAUUUAUCUUCACCCUUCAGGCACUCUUCAGGUCUUGCAGAGUACACAGAAUCCUUUGCCAUUUAUAAUAAAGAUUCUUCAGGUCAAAUUUUGCCAUCGUUCGUGCUGCUGUGACCGUGUCCAGCACCUAGCCUCACCUUCCGAAGUUGAUGGGCAGCCCUGUCAGGGAGGCACUGACAAGAGCAGAUCUAACAUAACUGACCUAUAUUGUCGCUGAUGCUGCUGCAACAGUGAUAGUACAUGUGGAAAGACACUGUCCUGUCAGAAUUCUGGCUUUUAUGCUGUUCACCCCGUAAAGGAGGCAAGUGUGAGUCUGUUUCACCUCGCAAGAUCUAGGGGGAUUCUAACAAAUGCUGUAUGUGCCAGUGUCAUGGUCAGGUUUUAAGCAUGAAUACGUUCAAGAGUAAGGAAGCAAAAGCAGAUAUGCUAAGGAAGGUGAGAGUAGGAAGUCCAUAUUUUAUAAUUCUUUUUUUUUUCCCCAAGGAGGUGGGAGCUUUCCUAAAAUGUGGAAGAUUUCAGAGAGCGUGAACAGGAGUGGGAGGUGCAGAGUGAGAGGUCUGCAUCCUGCAGCUUUCCACAGUGGGUUGGUACCAAGGCAAUAGCCAGCAUUUGCUUUUUUUCAGUGAUGUGUCAAGGAGCAGUAGUUUGCAUGGGUGUUGUAAGAGAGAGGCAAAAAGAAUGUUUCCAUCUGAACAUAAGGACAGCUGGAUAAACUUUCAGAUAAGACUGUCAUAAGAUUAUGAUCUUAAAACCUCAGGCUAAUCUGAAGAGCACUUCAUAUUUAGCCAAGACGAAAACUGGAGGUGGCACCUUCUACUACUCGGCUCUUCUCUUUCACUGUGUUAACAAAUCACUCCCCACUUACAUACAGCGUGAUAUGGGUUUUCUAAAUCCCCCUAUGUGUACUUGUCUUUUUAAGGACAGUAACUGUGAUUCUCAGGUUCACCCUGAAAGUCGUCUGCUCUGCCUGCAGGGAAGUCUAACACAAAGAGCACAUAUGGGAUGGAUGGAAAUGGCCAUGACAGGCAGCUGAAUGUAGAGUACUAUCCAGGGAGGAGUGUCUGGAAGGAACCUUAGCAGCUGGAAAAGGGAUGGUUGGUUUAUGGCAAUGCGAGUGCUCCCAUGAUGGCUUUUUUCCUCACUGGAAGAGGCCAACAAAGCUUGGAGAUAGGGCUGUUUGGCAGUACUUUCACAACCUGAGCAGAGCAAUAAGUGAUGAAGCCAUGGUCGUGGUGUGUAAGAGUUUCAAGGAGGAUGCGGAAACAUAAAUGAGAGUUGACAUUUGAGUUGGAAAAAUCUGGAGCCAGCUCAGAAAGCGCAACCAGUGUUUUUAAUCUCUGCUGCAAACAGCAUCUUCCUGCUCCAAACAUCCACUUCCAGUAAUGUGGAGGAAGAGGUGACUCCCACAGCCCCCACCCUUGCUAUAUCCUCCCUCCUCCACGACAAAAGUUAGUGGGGCACUUAUUCAGCUGCUUGAUAAUGCAAUGAAGCUUGGACCACUGUCAGACUUUUCAUCUCUUUUGGUAAUUUAUUGCUUAAUUAAGUUAAUACUGUGUUCCACACUGAAGAUAUAGCUGUUAAGUCAUUGCUUAAUUAAGUUAAUCUCAUGUCCUGCACCAAGACUGCCCCUGUUGUGGCACAGCCAGCGUCACAGCUGGAGGAGCAAGCAAGGAACCUGUGGCACAGGAGUCAAAGCCCUGUGCAGACGUGCCCAUGUCAGUCCGAGUUUGCCUUCAGACCCAAGAGGAGGCUUCUUCCCAGCCCACCAUGACCUCACACUUGGCCGUUUUCUGGUGGGAGCCCUGCGAACCUUCUCGCACAUCCCUGAUGGCCGCUGGGGCGAGGUGGGUUGGGCUGAACGGGAAGCAAGUCUUCCUCCCCGGGGACACCUCUGCGUUCUUCAUUUUGUCUCAGCCCCUGGCGAACUUCUUGCUUUCACUUAGCUGAAAGGCUCACCCACCUACCCCAGCAAGUGCAGAGGCUUACACCCUGACCUGACCAUCAGGUGCUCUUCUAAAACUGCAGUUUUAUUGCCAGUGCAGUGCUUUCACUCUGCAGGCUCUUGAAACUACCAGCCAUGCAGUUGCACGGAAGAUGUGCCAGGGAGGUUUAGGUUGGACAUUAGGAAAAGGUUCUUCACCCAGAGGGUGCUGGAGCACUGGAACAGGCUCCCCAAGGAGGUGUCACGGCCUCAAGCCUGACAGCGUUCAAGAAGAGACUGGACAACACCCUCAGACACAUGGUGUGAACUGUGGGGUUGUCCUGUGCAGGCACAGGAGAUGGAUGGUCCGUGUGGGUCCCUUCCAGCUCAGGAUGUUCUGUGAUUCUAUGAGAGCUGCUGAAGCAGAGCCUGGCCAUCUCUCCUUUUGUUCACCCUCUCCCUGCAAUCUCUUUGGCUCUUCAGCCGCAGGGGAAGGACCAAGCAGUCAGAAGAGCCAGGAGGAGCUUAGUUUGUUUCUAGUCUUUUGCCAUCGUUCACCAAAUUCAAUUGCACACCGUUGCAAAGUUCAUGUGCAGCAGUAGGCCAAACCCAUAUUUCUUAGCAGCAGGAAACUGAAAGCAAACACAUCCUGCCUCAGUUAUUGAAAGCUUUAAAACAAAGAUGUCCCAAAUGUAAUUUCAUUUGUAAGUAGAGCAAUUUUAGUUUGCUUUGGGUUUUUUGGGGUUGUUUUUUUUUUUUUUUUUUUUUUUAGGGAAGUAAAUAUUUAAAUGGUUUCUGAAUAUAAAGUAAAAUUUUUAUGACCAUCAUUAGCAUGUGUGCAGUUUUGAGUGAAUUUGGCCUAAAAAUAAGCAGCUUUCCUUUCCCUGAUGUAGAUUUAGUGGGUACAGUGUUACUCACUGUUAAAACACUUCAGUGGAUUUCCUCAGACCUGAGGAAAAUACUUCCAAGUUGUAAGUUUUAAUUUACACUGUUAAAAGUGUACAGAUCUAAGCUACAAUUGUUGCCUCCUGAAAACAAUUUUCUUCCCAUCUUCUUUUAUUGUUUUAUUUUUUCUGUUUGUUUGGUUGGUUGGGUUUUUUUAAUUAAUUUGAUUCAUUUGUGGCAGUGUCAAGUUUUAAUGGGAUUUCGUUUUAAUUAAAGCGAGAGCAUUUGAAUCCCAGAGGGUAGAUCCUGCUUUUGUUGAAAACUGCCCUCAUGCAAAUAGGAUGCUGUUCCAUUAACAGCACUGCAAGAAAUAGAUUGGAUGAUUAUCAGCAAGGCACGAUGAUCGCGCAGUCCUGCUCUAAAAAUGUCUGAGAUUGAGAGAGGCCCUUCUCCAUCUUGAUGUGCCUUUUAUGAGAUAAGAUAAAGGCAGCUAAAUAUAGCGAGGACAGUAGCUGUAGCCAUUGAUGAGGGAAGAAAAUAAAAUUAAAGCUAAUGAUCUUUGUUAUUUGGGAGAAUUUAAAUGUUAGGGUGUCUUUUCAGUCCUAGACCAAAUGCAAUCUUGUGCCAAGUCUGAGCCUUCGUUCUUGUCCCCUGGAUUUGCACGUCUGUUUGUAUGAAGUUGAGAGUGGGAACUUCAGGACUGAGUGCUUAAAGGCAGGUUUUAAAAGCAAAAUACUGUAUCAGGAGUUGUUUGUUUGUUUGUUUGUUUUUCUCCUAAAAAUACCAUUACUUCACUUUGAAAAGAAGGGCGAGAAAUAGGUGAGCCCAGAGCUGGAGGAACCUGCCCCGUUUCCCUGCUUAUGGACUCUGGUGCCUCUGCACAACCCUGGAGACCAGCAGGAAAACUGGAUGAACCCCUCACUCUAUUCCAGUUAAUGACUGAUUCCUCAUCAACCCCACUGUGACUGGAAUAUUACCUGUUACGUUUCUCUGGGUAUUUUGUUGUUAUUACUGUGUGCUUUUGUGGUGCUGCGUACCCCUUGCAUUGUUCAGUUCCGAUUCCCAGAAGAAGGCCUAUUCUGAGCUUUAAAAUAAUAAUUUUGUUUGAUUAGAUAAAAGGGAAAAAAUCAGCUUAUAUAUAUGGGAAAAUACAAGAUAAAACCUGUCAGAGGAAAUUAUGUUAUGUUUUUAUUAGGCUCAAAGAAAUGUGUUUUCUUUUGUGCAAACACAAAACAAUUUGCUCUCUUCCUGCACAGCUUGCCAUCUUUUCUCUUUUUUUUUUUUUUUUUGUCUUAAAUAAAGGUUAGGACUUUGAAAAAUGCAUGUUUUCUGGAACAUUUUUAUUUUACUAGUUGCAGAUUAAAUAAAUCUAGAUACACUUAGAUGCCCUUUUUCUCAGAGACUCUGGCAAAAUGAAGGAACACAGUGACUCGCAGUCUGACUUUCUUGUAUAUCAGCAGCCCAAUUUCUUAGUCCUUGCAAGUCCCAAGUAAUUUGUAAAUUACUUUGAUAGUGUAAGAAAUAAGAGACAUCUGUCUGAACCUCGUAAACUUCAUGAGGAGGCAAGAUGAGAGAUACUUCAAUUUUGAUUUUUCAAAACUAAAAUCUGGUCCAUGAGGUUCUGCAAAAGCAAAACCAAGUCCUUUUUUUCUGUGUUUCCCACUUUUUAAUUCAAUAGCAAGAACAAAAACGAAAAACUGUGUUAACUAGGUGCCUUCUGUGACAUGGAGGAGAGCAAGACUCUGUUUUCUUUUUAUCUCUCACUACUGUGACUAUUCCAUUUGCUGUUGGUGGUUAUACUAAUCUAAAUUCCCUAUACCUCCUUCUUCACCAAAAUGCCAAGUAGUCCUUAAAGAAAAAAAGUAAAUGAACACAGACUUGUUGUGGGGGUGGAGAAAGAUCAGUAAUUGUUGAGUCACACCAUAGUUUCCUGCUGUCCUAGCUCAUAACGUGUUCUUACUAAUCAAGUAAUAAAGGCUCUCAGCUCAACCUGUUGAGGUAUUUGCACAGCAUAAUUUAUUCAUGGAAAUCCCAUGUGAGUUACUGGGUUUUUUUAAUCAGCCUCUCUCUUCUGUGGUUAAUGUCUUGGUUGGAGUUUGCUGAAAUACGCAGGUGCAGAAGACACUUGACAGCAGAAAGAGUUUACAUUUCACCUGCUUGUUGUGCUGCUCUAAUUAAGUAUUGCUGUAGUUAAUCCAAUGUCAUCUACUGCAGAGCCUGACCUGAGCAAGAGAAGUCACUGGCCAUGAUGGCUGAUCUUUUAAUUGCGGGCAGACCAGACAUUAGCUUGCUGGUGUCUUUUAGUGCUUGCGGAGAACGAGGUGCAGCAUGGUCAUUCCCACCCCCAAACAGCUGCUUAUGCAGUGGGAAACCCCAAGAAAAGUGAGGUACAGGCUUUGCACAGCAGGUUUAGAAGAGAUGAGUUUGGCGUCUAUUACACCUGAGGUCUCCAAGAUAAGUUAGAUGUGUCCUUCAGCACCUGAAGAGCCUUCAGCACAAUGUGGGGCCCCUCUUGGGGGAAUCGUGACUGUAAACCUGCAAUAGGGAAAAGUGCUGCAAAGCCAGUGACCAGAGUCUGAAAUGAGAGCAAACCUAAAACUUUUCAUGAAGAAUUCAAAAUGAGCUCGGUGUGCACAAAUAUUUUUAACUGUCUUUGCAUUCUUCUAGUGGAACAUUAGUUUUUCUUGUCUUUGAGAGCGUCCCUCAAACAGACAAAAUCACACCAUGUUUCUGAUUCAAAGAUACAGGAACAGAGGACAAUUUGUCACACAAGGCAAAUGGUGAACAUGCACUGGAGAUUUUAAUUGUGCUUACGGAGGAGGAUUUAGCAGCAAAAGGUCAUUAUAUUAGGCAAUGUGACAGACCUCCCAGAUAAUUCAUGCUCAUUACCUCUGUCUUACUCAGUACAAGGGGAAGCCUCUGUUAAAAUACAGUAUUAUGCAUCAUUUAGAGUUGUGAAUUGCUGUUGGGAUACUUUCAGCUCAAGUCCUGUCAUGAACAUUUUGUAUUCUUUGAAAUAGUACACCCAGAGCUAUGGCACAUGGCUAAGAUCUCUAAAUUUACUUAAAGAUACAGCCAGAAGGAGUCUUGAAAUACAUUUGAGAAUGAAAAUAGGUCAAGACAAAAUGUUUUGCCUUUGGGUUUUCCGCUAAUCAUUUGGUUGCAUAUCUUUAACAUUAUAAACGUGAUUUUAUUCCAUAGUAUUACUUUUACAGCUUCUGGUUAUGUUCUGCUUUUGCAUACGGCAUUCUCAGCUCUUAUUAGCAUACUUCAGAGCUGUGCACUUUGGUUUUGGAGGGCUAAACGUGGUGAUGCAGAGACCACUGACAUCUACACAUUCUUGAUUUCUGGGUGUUCCUGAGGUAGUCCUAAUGCACGUGAAGAGUUUCUUCCAAAUUAAAGCAUACUAAAGGCAUGUGUUUUGUGGAAGAUGUUACUUCUGGUUAGGAACAAGCAGGUUAUUUUUAAACAGAACAGAAUAACUUGUCAUUGAGGUUACCUUAAAGGUAAGACCUCCUGCACUUCACUGCAGCAGGUAAGUUCAGACUCUUCACAUGGAACAUGUGUUUUCCUGGUUGUUCUCCCUGUGCCCCCAGGAUUUAUGACCCGAUUAUUACACUAGAUUUACACCUAUCAAUUGUAAAGUCCAUUAAAUUGUUCGAUGUUCUCUUGUUCUUAUAUUGCUCAAAAAAUGCAGCCAUGGAAAUGUCUCCUUAGGCAGGACUUAAAUAGCCUGUAGGGCUGGGUUGCUUUAUUUACUUUUUUUUCAGAAGGGUUGUAUAAGUCGGUCGGAGCAAGCUGUUGGAUUUGUGCGAGAAAGUUAAUGGAUCUUUUGCCUUUGAGUUGUUUUCAACAAAUACGAUACCUGUUGUUGGCAGAUGAAGAGCAAUGCUUUCCCGCUGCCUGCUUCCAGCGGAGUGGAGCGGUUUUGAAAGGGCCCUUAGAUCUCUCAUGAAUUCAGGGUUGACUAAAUGCCAUCAACAGAGCAGUUGCUAGUACAGUCUACUUAACCUACAGCUGACCCUUUCUGCAAAAGGUGUGGUUCACAGCAGGUCAAGUGGAUUGAACAGGGAGAGCUUGGAAACUCCUGAUUCACCAGGGCGGGGUGGUCAAGAUUGGCCCCCAUGGUGGUUCAAGCAAGAGUUGGUGGGGUGUGAUGCCUCCUUUGGAGACACUCAUGGUGCUGUACAGCAAACAUCUCCCUUUCAAAUGGGUGUAUGGCUUUGGCAAUUCACAGCCACCAUCCAGGCAGACGGCAGACUCUUUACCUGUCACACAUCUGAAAGCACACCAGUCAUACAGCAAAAUGCACGGGUCCCACCCCUCCACUCUGUGUGCUUGUCUGCCCUUUGGUCUUUUGAGUUAGGUGACAGGAGAUGCUUAUGUGACCUUUCACAUGCCUGGGUAUGCAUCCAAAAUAUUACAGGGUUAAAGAUACAAGAAGAAGAGGUGAGACAAGUUAAUUGAGAUGUGCACCUUAGUGUUGACCACAGGAGGUUCAUAUCCUGCCACGUAACGGCAAGUCUGCCCAUCACAUCACCAAAAUGUUGAUGUCCUUUGUUGUAUGAGCAAACGUGCAUCCCCUUUGCAUGGCAGAGUGCACAUUAUGUGGUGCAUACUGUGCUGGGCUUGUAAGUGAGGAGGGCUCAUGGCCAGCUGAGGCUAAAGGUUGUAUUUUGCACGUUUCCAUGGUGCGUAGGUACGUUGCAACUGCUUCCCAGACAGAUUAUUGGAAAAUAUGCGUUAUCACUAUGCCAUGGUGCUUACCAGCACUGAAGGUUCACACAGUACAGGCAGAAACAAUAGAGAAAUGUCUCUUUAUUUCAAAUGGCUAUUGCAGAAGGGGGUUUCAGUUGCUCGUUGCUUUGGUGGAAUGAGAGAUUAUUGUGGCAGGAGUAACUGGAAAUUUCCAGGAGCUUUUGAAUUGAAGACCAUUGUGCCUGUUGUACCAUUGGAGGAUUGUUCAAUGUGCGAGAGACAACAUAAAAUAAGUUACAGUGACAACAGGAUCUAGAGGACAUGAAAGGAACUGCCAGGACUAAGAUUCAUAAUAAGAGAAUAGCUUAAGCAGUGCGAGAAACAUCAAGGCAUCUAUACUUAGAGACCGCUGUCAAGCAAAUUUGGUCUUCUGAAUGAGACCUGAUGGGCUGGUGGGAACACCAGAGUCAAAUAUUUUGCUGUAUUCAGAGUAUCACUUUUAGUGAAGCUCAUUUCCCCAUCUGUUGUGAAGAUCAAAGAAGCAAGAACAAUGCUGGCAAUCAAAUACUGAAAUAUUGAGAAACUUCAAAAAUACUUUUAAUUACUGUCAGAGGACUUAAGCAAAGCAGAGGUGGAAGGUUGUCUGGAUGGCUUGAUGGAAGCUUUUAAUCCUCUGGUGUCUCUUCCAUGAGCAUCUUUAGUGGUGUUGUCAUUGUCCAUUUAUUUAUUUAUUUAUCUAUCUAUCUAUCUAUCUAUCUAUUUAUUUAUUUUUACUAUAGUAUAUCUGACUCUGGAAGAAGCUAAGUGGAAGCACACACAAACCAUACCAACCUAUCAAGCCAAAUUACCAGGCUUUUAGUUCAUACAGGAUGGUCCACUCCAGGGAACUUUCAGGCAAGGCAGCCAGAUCACAAGGAGCCUUUCAUUUCAGCCUUUGUUCUCAGCACAGAGCACACCUUUUUGCCUUUCAGGAUUGUGGUUCAUUUACAGAUUUACAAAAGCACUUUGCCAUUGAAAAUUAUUGGACAGAAAAUCAUGGAGCAAAUGCUUCCGUUAUCUCAUUGUUCUAGAGGGAGGAGAUACAGCAAGUGCCUGUGUAUCAGCUACCACAAGUUUCAGCUGAACUCCUUGCUUCUUCCUGGUCAGGAAAGGUGUACGUAUCCCUUGUUUUGCGAGAUUUAAAAGACAGCUCACCUCGUCCCAGGUAAAGGGUAUGAAUAUAAGUCUGCCAGAAGAAAUAAUAAAAUCUAUUAUAACAGCUGCUUGUAUGCCGGCGCUGAAUCGUGGAGAUUUCAGAGGCUACUCCAUUACCUGUACCUUGUUGGAAGGACCUUCAAAGCGAGGGAGACAUUUUGAAGAUAUAGAUCAGAGGCCAUACUUGUGGAUGCUCUUCUGAGGCACAAAGAUUUAGACCAUUCCUGUCCCCCCAGCCCUCUCACUGGGAGGUGGUGAUGUGCUACAGUCACUCACUUUUGCUUCCCUUGCAGUUCCGAGCGGCAUUUGCUUUGAAGACGACUCGCCAUCAUCAAAGUGUACAGUCUGAGGCAGACAGAAAUUGUAAAAUGGGCAAGGAGGAAAAAUAAGGAGAUAGGAAAAAAGUCAGUCGGUGGCUUCAAAUCACUGUCGGCUUCAGAAAGGGCAGAUGAAAACAGUUGGGCAGGCAGGAAGGAUCAGCAAUGCACUUCAAGGAGACAUAGGAGGUUUCUCAUGUAUUUUCUGGACUUAGACUUACUUGCUUCUCCUAAGGCAGUGUUGUUUAGAUAGGAAUUGGAAGUGGAGCAGAGAAAAUGAGGUGAAGUUUUCUUAGACCUAAGUAUUAUAUUGAUAAGACCCAAGAGAAGAAGAGAGGAACGAUUAACAAAUGAGAAUGUAUUUUCCUAGCACAACUGCAGGUUUGUGAGGAACAGUGAACUUUUCAUCAGUUAGGCUUCUCAAUUUAACUGAUUCAAGAUCCUAACCAUGUCUAAGAGCAUGCAUAAAUGUUUUUCUGCAGGAUCACUGCAUUUUAGUGAUACUGUUCUGUGUGUUCAAAGCAAUAAUGGUCUCAAGAAGACCCGUCCUUUUCCUAGGUUAUAUUUUGCAGUAAGCAUCCAUGAAUGAGUUUAAUAUAAAAAAAGUCAUGAUUCAGACUUUUACGAUACACAGUUGCUCUUUUAAGUAAGAACUCUGCUUCAUGUGUUACUUCAUGUAAUUUUUAAAGAAUGUCACCUUAUCUUUUCUUACCAGUUACCCCCUUGAAUAUAUACUUUAAAGGAAAAAUCCUGUGUUUCUUUAAAAAAGUGUACAUAAGGCACAUAAAAAAUGUCCUUUUUGACUAAUAUAACUGUAACAUAUGCAUAUUAAACUCUUUUAAUGGAGCUUAGGGAAUUCUAGAGGAUGCCGAAGGUGAAACGCAGCCUGAGAGCAGUGAAGAGUAGAGCAGUUGUCACUAAGAACAGCCCUUGUGUGUCGAAAUACACUUACUUUGUAAUUCAGUGUUUUAAUAACACUUUAAAAAUGCUUCUCUAGUUUCUUUUGACCCUAGAGGCAGUCACAUCAGUUGGUCACACACCUGCAGACUGAGGGAAGGGUUAGCAGUUCUACACUGUGCAGCCUUUGGGGAGAAUUCCAUACACACAACUGUGUUUAGUGUAAGGAGGUGGUGUGGUGAGGAAGGACAAACCCGGACAGCAAGCCAAGCAUGCAUGCCCUUGUUUAACAUGGGUGGCCCUUUGUCCCGUCCUUUUGCGAUGGUAACAAACCAGCAUCCCCCAGGACUUGACCUCUGAAAGAAGGCAGGCAACAGGAGGCAGGAUUGCUGCUUGCAUCCUCUCUUUCUGAUAGGUCUUCAGGCAUGGCUUUUAGGAUCUCACUUCAGGUGUUUAUUUCAUAUGGAAGAAAAAAAUAAAACACCACAGGGUGGAUCUUCCCCAGGAAUGCCACAGGCACUCUGGAAUUUAUAUUGCCUUUCUGAGCUUGCCUGUUUCUCUGGUGUAAAAUGGGGCAUGGCUUAGCAAAGGUGCCUUUGCUUUGUUCCCACUUAAGUCAGGUGAAGUUCUGCACCCGAUUUUGAUGAGAUAAACUGUGAUUAAUGGAUUAGGUGAAAUUGGCCCAGGUUGGUUCUUUUGUAAAGAGCUCCUCCCAUAGUGCUUCUAACAUAUACCAGAUAGCAUCUCUUACCUCUGGCAGGAGAUCUCUGUCUGAGCAGUGAGAAAAGGCCAGUGAAAUCUCCAGGAUUAACAGUCCUGGUAGAAAGAGCACCAAAGAAUGAGAAAAAUGGGGAUGGGCCAGCAGGUCCUCAGAGGGCUUGGCUGGGAGUCCUGAGGCACAGCAUUUCAUGUUUUUCCCUCAGAUGGGUCUUUGUCACACCAGAGGCACCCAGCCAUUCCUGCUUAAAUUGGGGGAAAUCCCUAUGCUUGCUCAGGGUUUAGCUUGUGUGCAAAGAGGAGUAACACCACCUCCAGCUGCUGGCUAUAAACACAGGACAGAGCCCUGUACCUUCAUGCAGAGCAAAUAACCAUUCUUCCCUUUGCCUGAACAUUUCUUUGAUAAUUGUCCUUUACAGCAAAGGAAAAUAGCUUUCCUUUUGACACAGUAAACAAACCUGGUUGUGCUCAACGUGAGGUGAUAAUAGUCUUUAUCAAGUGUGAUGAAGUGCUGUCCAAGUCCUUCAUUCUGAUAAGCCAGUUGUGAAGAGGUAACAAUGGUGUGGUAAGUAAAGUGUCAGGAGAAACUGGAGGACUUACCCGGCUGGUAGGUUAAAAUUCCAAGUAUCGACUGCCACUCCUAAACAGGUGGCCGAGCUGCUUGUAAAAUAUUUCCCUGCCCUUUGUAGGUAGCAUGGUGCCCCAAGGCCAUCCUUAACCAUGAGCAGCUGCACAAGAGACUGCCAUUAUCUGUGUACAGCUGAUUAAUCCAAGUUAGGAAAAAAUUCUUCACAGAAAGGGUUGUCAGGCAUUAGAGGCUGCCCAGGGCAGUGGUGGUCACCAUCCCUGGAGGUGUUUAAAAGGCGUUUAGACAAGGUCCUUUGGGACAUGGUUUAGUGUCAAUGCUAGGUGAAUGGUUGGACUUGAUUCUGAGGGUGUCUUCCAACCAAAAUGAUUCUGUGAUUCUAUGCAGAAGACACUGACAUGGGGCUACAGCAUCCUGGUCCAACUCUCCCCAACGCAUGCACCUCCUUUAGAGGCUUUGUCUGCCAAGUGCGUGGUUUGCCUGUGAACAACACAUCGCUCUUGUUCAGUGUCGAGCAGUGCCCUACAGCAUGUAUGUGCUCAGCGUUUGCAUCAGCUCGUUUAUCUCCCCUCAGCCCUUUCUAGCAGUCAGGAUGGGCAGAGAACUGGGAGAGCCCAAACUGGUGGCUUUGCUGAGAGUGGUGCCAUGCUGAGUUGUAAGCAAUCCUCGUUAAUGAGAAGAAAGGAUGCCAAGCGGUUCCAACUGCACAGUAAUACGUUGAAUAAUCUAAUUAUGCUAAUAAUCCAGUCUGGUUCUUCAGGAGGAAAUUCAGGAGUCUAUUAUAAGCAUAAAGAUAUUUUCUGGCUUUUUUUUUCUCACUAACAUCUGUGAAGGCCAGGCACAAUAGGUCACUCUUCAUUAGUAUCCUUCAGAGUAAGCAUUUGUGCUGAUCCAUCCAUCCUCCAUUUCUAUUUCCUCUGGCCAUAAACAAUUGUCCCCUCAGCCCCCGCAGUUAUCAGCGAAAACCGCUGCAGGACUGUCAGAAAAAUUUAUAAAACCCACUAACAGAUAAGGCUCAGCAGAGAAACAUGAAGUUGGAUAGGUUCCUCAGUUUCUAUUUGGUUUUAACUUGAAUUGCACAAUGGCAAAUGCUUCUCUUCUGCUGUCUGGAGUUCUUCUAAUAUCUUAAUGAAGACUACAUACAGCGACAAAACUGAAUGUCGUGAACGCCAUCUGUUAAUUAGUCAUCUUACUGCCUGUUUCCCUGCUUGUAGACCUCCACAGUCUUAACAUCAGCCUUGAUCUCUGAGGGGAAGUUGCUGUGUCUGUUCCCUUUUGGCUCUUCCACACCUGUGAUGCUUGCUCGAGUUUCAGCUCCCUCCAUCUGCUUCCACCCAUUGAUUGGGAGCUCAAUGUCUCCAGCAUAUCCACAGCAUCACAGACCCUUGAAAUUGUUCUCCCAUGUUGUAAGGUAUAAACCUAAGUGGAAAUCUCGAGGAGCCAUUCUUGCUCCCUUCCUUCCUGGGAAGAUUUCCAUGCUUAACCUAGUAGCAAUAAGGAAAUAAGGUGUAUUCAAUUACAGCCACGGAGAGGUGCUCCAAGAGAAGUACAAACGGCGAUUUUGUUGCAUGUGCCUCCAUUUUUGCUUUUUUUCUCACCAGCACCAUUUGAAGGCAGACACCUUAUUGCCUGGCUGUAAUAGAGAAGUGAUUCACUUAACUGUACAAAGAACGGCCUUGACUUUCCUUGGCUACAUUUGAUACAGAAGUCACAGGAGUAAAAGUGCCAUUGAAACCAAGCCACAAGUGUUGAAAGAAUAAAUACAAUUGGGAAAGGGCAACACAAAAAUGGUUUGGGCAUGACCUCUGAGGGUUAAAGGUUCAUAAAAUGGGAUUGACCAGUCUUUCAGAAAGGAGCUUGUUUCCUAGAUUAGGGGAGAAGCCACUGAAGAAACAGCAAAAGCUGGGAAAUGGCAUCUCCAAGAGCAAAGAUGGUGGCAGUAAGGUAAUUUUACUGUCUCUAAAGACACAGGUGGUUCCAUGAUGGUUGCUGCCUGCUGUCUCGUUCACAGGCUGGCAUUGAUAACCGGUACAAUCUAUCACACCUUGUUUCUGUGCAUCUGCUUCCACCAAAGAUGUGCUGAGCAACCAAAAGUAUGCAUUCUUCCUGGGCUGUAUGCAGCAUCCAUAAGAUGAUGUGCUUCAUGGAGGAAACCUUGUUGGAACUAGUGCAGACGGGGUGUGCAGGGAAGCCUGUAACCAGGGAACAGCAGUGUGUGGCCAGGACGGGGUGUGGAAGUGUUUCUGUGCCUUUGGGGUGGCCUGGCACACCUCAGCACCAGGCUGUCCGCGCCUUCUUCCCACCCAGCACUCCAUAACAGUGCUGGUGGAGCGCUGCGGGGUGAGGAGGGCUCUUCAGAUGAACCCCAUGGAGGGAGAGGCCUUCUGCCUCCCAGGACACUUUGCCCUGUCCUGGCUUGCAAGAGCUGGCUCAGGCCGCGUAUGGGUGUCAGGACUGGGCAUGUGGGCUCUACAAAAAGGUCAAGCUGCACGUACCUCCACAAAACCCGUUAACACAAGAAUCACAGCUCGUGUGCUUGUGUUAAUGGACAUGCGGUCCUUGAGCUGGGUCUCUCCUGUUGGGUGGACCUGGAAGCGCAGGAGAGCCUGAUUUCGUAAGAUGAAUUCCUAGGUGGAGUUCCGUGCUGAGAAACUUGUUCAGGCUGCAACGUUUUAUCUUGUUUUGAUGGUAUUUUUUUGGUGGUGCUCCUUAGAAACCGAAUGACUGCUUCCUUUCUGGCUCAACAAGGCGCUUGUAAACAAUACUAAUCAGUGUCAGGGUUUCCUUUUAAAUGUCGCUUCUGACUCUCUCAGAGGUGGGCUGCUGCUGCUUGCAGCCAGCACCCGGCUCCUCACACCCAAAGGUGCUCCAGUUAGUCAAAGCAUCUGUUUCCAUGCAAAUUCAACUCCCACCUGUCUGUUGCUUUUGUUUGCAAAUUACACAAGGUGGAAAGACAAGUGUUUGUGUUUUGCUUUCCUUGCCCAUGGCAACAGUUGUAAGAACACUUUAAGGUGCUCUCCCUCUGCAUGAGGGGAGGAAUGUCUCUGAAAUAGGGAUUUAUGUUUGUGCAACUGGCAAAGCUUCAGUGCUGAAUUUAAAAUUAAGGAAGAGAAAUCAGUGAGUUGACUUUUUUCUUGUUUGUAACUUUUCAAUUUUAAACCAGAUCACGUACCUCACGUUUACCUCAUCCUGCUUCAUGAUCAUAGUAUUAGUUUCCAGAUUAAAAAAUGUGUGUGUUUGGUUUUGAAUGAGCGUAUACCACUAGCUGAAUGGGAUUCUUUGCUUCCAUGGAUUGGCUCCGUAGCAGGUGUUUAUUCUAGCACUGUAGAAAAUACUUUGAGGUGAAAUGUAGCUGUUUUCCAAGGACAAGAGUAUCACUCCAUAUACAGCACUAUUCAGUUCUGGGAAGUCUGGAUCCUAGCUUAAUGUUGGUGGUUGUCUGUGAAAGACUGAUAAAAAAAAUCAGUCUCUAUAUUGCUCUAAUCUAGCAGAUCUUCCUUCUUCUUGGGAUAUGCCCAUCAUUGCAAAGAGCAGCUGAAAGCAGUGAUUUAAAAGACCUGCAAAUAACACUAUACCUCAGCCCCAAACUGUUGCAUGCACAGAAGCAGUGUCUUGAAUUGAAGCUGGUAUUUUAGACGAAUUUGUCAACAUCUCUCUUCACAUGUACUGAAAUGACAGUGUUUCAGACAUAACAGACAUUAAUGGAAGGCACAGCUGGUCUCAGUGUCUUGAGCCAAAGGAUCCUUUCUGACUGUAUAAGGAAUAGCCACUCCUAGUAUCCAUACAGCACACCCAGCCAGGCAGAUGGAGGAGCUGCUGCAAUAACUAUAUGGCUACCAGUUAAAUACCAGUAGCAGAUAUUUUGUCCUAAUGCACAGUGGCUACUUAGUGUGGGCAAAAAAGCAGCAUGUAACAAAUGAUGCUGCGAAGGCAUCACGGAAUGGCAUUAGUCAGGGAAUUAGUCCCACUGCUGGGUUUCCAGGCAGUUGCUAAUGCCUGGCAUGCUUUCGUCCUUGAAAACGCUCCAUAUCUUAAGUGAGGCUCUUGUGCAAUAGCGGUCUUUAUCCAUCCUGGCAGGGACAAAGUGAAAUUUUGCGCAAGCAGCAUGAAGUUAUUGUUAACAGCAAGUGCAUACUGUCACACCAGAAACCCAGUUUUGUACACACACAGCAGGAAUAUAUCUGCUUGCACACAAAUGCAGACAUACAUGUAUGUACAAGAGUGUGCACAGAUGUCUGUAUGUUUCUGGGUGUGCACACCAAAUCAGCCUUCUGCCUCAUCCUUUCCCCUGCAAAGGUUAUUUCCCGUAAUUGUGCCCUAAAACCGUGACAUCUGGCAUAAGAGAAAGUUCUGACUAGCUUGGCCUCCCUCUGCUCCGGGCAGACCUCGUUAAGCACAAUUAAUGCCAUGAGGGGAAAACUUGCCAUAAAGGAAACUGAGAUUGUGCUGCAUGUUGGAAACACUACGUGGGUGAAGAAAGCCUUCAGUGUAAGAAUUUCUCUAGCGAGAAGCAGUGCAGUAACUUUUCAUAGCUUACAUAUAAGCGGUGCUUCAUUAUAGCUAGUUAAUGAACAGAAAAUGAGGGGAUUUGUACAAAUCCUGUUACAAAAUUAUUUUUUAAAUUUUUUUAAAGUUUUUAAAGGGAUCAGGCUGAACAGCAGAAGAAAAGAAUCAUUGUACUGGAGAAUUAGAGGAAAAGAGUGUGCCCUAAGGCAGCCAAGUACUUUGCACAUGAUGAGAGGCUGUUGUUGCUGGUGAGAUUUGAGAUAGUGUGGGACUUGGUGCAUUGAUAAAAAAGGAAGAAAUGAUGGGGCAGGAUAAGGCAAUGCUGAGCAUUCAUGAAAACUCCACAUAUAAUCCCUGACACCUGGAGCAACAUUUGACCAGAGUUGAAUAAAUGGAACAUUUGUUAAUUGAAAUGACAGGGAAGAAUUUGACAUGGGUGGACUUUUAAUUUAUGUUUGUCCAGCUGAUUUUUACCUCUGUGAAAACCAAGCUGCUAAGACCAUUGUGUUGUUUUAUCUUGUUCUUGAGGUGUAUUUCUACAUGCAGCCUUGUCAGGGAGUGAAUUCACAGAUCCUUGUUCCUUGUCCAUUAACAGUGGUCUCUAUCUGAGGAUACAGCUCCUAAAUAUGUCCUUUGGAGCACAGGCUAUUAGCUGUGGCAGCUGACUGCUGGGAGGAUAGGACCUAGGCGAGAAAAUACAUGGUUUUGCAAUCAAAUGAAAGAUCAAAACAAAGCAGGAAGAAGCCACGAAGGGGAUAGGAGGGAUGAAGCUAACACACUGCCAGUUUCUGCCAGAUUUUUGAUUGAGUGGAGCUGGUCUCAGCUCCCCAGACUUACUCAAAUAAUGUUUAGAGACUGCUUACUUUCUAUGUCUUGCAUAUGGAUGUAAAACCUACCUGCUCCAAGGAAAAGCAGAUGAGUUUCAGGCUAAUGUUUCACACUGCCAGGUUUGUUUUUUGUUUUUUUUUUUUUCCAAUGAAGUGUGUGAUCCAACAUAUUAUUUGGCAGAAAAAGGUAAGGUAUGACUCCUGUCGCCGAGGAAAAAAGAGGAAAUGGAACAUAAAAGCCAUAAGGAAAGCAUGCCACACAGCUGGGGAACUUCUUCACACGGCCAGUGGACAGGAACAUCUUCUAUGGCCAGGGCUGACAGGGAUUUUGUGGUUAGGACUCCGUCUUUCCUUUUCCCCUCUUUCAAUUGCUGGGAAGCUUGAGCUCCUGCAGUGAAAACAUCACUGCACCUGAGACCCAGAUGUAGGUUUUAUGAGAAGCUUUAGGCGGGAAGGGGAGGCCGAACGAGCAGACAAGAGCAGUAAUUUGCCUCCAGACCCAGCUUCCCAGCCCCAGCAGAAAGCAUGCCAUUGGGCGUUGUUCUGCAAGUGCCAAGACCCGCCUGACCGCACAUGAAUAACCUCUGUUAAACCUUCACAAGGCCGGCGUGGGUUUCUCUGCUUCACAGCCCUGCAAUCAACACGGCAGAGGGCCUUUGAAUGCCUGUGGACCGUGUCAGUGCCGCUCGCCCACGCCUGGUGCCGUGCCAGCGGUGCUCGGGCUGAGCUCUGCCGUGCAGAGGAGGUGCUGGCAGAGGGCACAGCGGGGUGCAGGGGGUCCCGCCUGCAUGGGGAGGCCAGGAGGCAGCAGGGGCUGGCGCCUGGUAGUGGGGCAAGGUGUGGUGCUGGAUCCAGGGAGACUUGGAUACAUAUUUAUGACAGUUAUUUAUUACUAAUUGCGUUCCGCAAUAAGGCUUGGCAGGGCAGUCCUGGGAACUGGUGGUCUGAGAGGUGGUUGGUUUUGUGGCCUUGGUGGUACGGACUGCUCCAACAUGAAGCACCGGUAAGAGCACUAUGCAAAAGGAGAAGAGAUUUUCUCCCUUAGUUCCCCACUUGGUCAUUGAAACUUUCUCCUAUGUAAACAAAGUGGUUUUGUGAGCAUCAUCUGUUUUGUUUUUCCCUUCUGAUGCCAUUUAAUGCAAAGGAAAUGAGCUGCAAGUGUUUAACUUGGCACUGUAACUUGGGUAAUCAUAUCCAGGGCAUAGAGUAGCAUGGGCUGGUGCUUAAUCAUUCACUCAUUAGCUCAGUGUCGUUUGAGCUUGGAAGACAGAGGGUAAGAAAUUGUGUCAGCCCGUCUGAGAGGAGCAGGUAGAAGACGGCUAGCAAGGAUGACAUACUUUCUGAGCUCCUUGAUGCACUGGCUCGUUGCCUUUCCAGCACAGCUGUUGUUGCUGCUGCUACCAGUUUUGAAGGAAAUGUCUAUGUUUGAAGUGCCCAUCUGCUUGCAGCUGUUGUCAUCUUUUAAUUGGUGUAAUCCUGUCAGAUGAGAGUAGCACAGCUGCGAGCAUGUCCUGCGCUGUCACCCGACUGCCAGCACCUCCUGUCACACACUCCCUUUGUCUGUACUCUUUCUGUAUAAAUACCUUCCUUACGCACCCAGGGAGUCCCCUGGGGGCUGUCUUUGCUUAUGUGGCCAUACAAAGAGGAUUUUUCCCAUCUCCAGCUAUGAUGACUUAUUACUCAAGGCAUUUCCAAUAGGGAUAGAGACACAUGAACACUGUUGUAGACACUGCUGGCAAGACUGUGCCUAGGACACCAUGUGCAUUUUUAUGGCCAUUUGUGCUCCAAAAAUAUGACUUGACACUGCAGUGGAUGUAGCAGGGGCCUGUGUGGACAACAGGGACAUGAAAAGCCUGACAUGCAAUUUGAGAUUAAAGGAGCUUUACUUGUUUAGUCUAGAAAAAUGCAGACUGGAAUAUGUCAAGGGUUUAUAUAUGCAUCAGGGAAGGAAACACCAAGAAGGGCAGUAGGUUACUUAAGCAAAUGGUCAGUACUGGAAAAAGAACAAACAGGGAUGAACUAGCUAUUAGUAAAUGUAGACCAGAAACUAGAAGCUAGCCCUUAAGCAUCAGACUAACACUUCCAUGGAAACGGGAUAAAUUUCCUUAGUGAUUUUCAAGACGGCUUGAAUAAGUUCAUGAAGGUGAUGAACUGAUGUGCUUUCCUGCUAGUACAUGUGAUGGGACCAGAUGACACAGGAGAUCUUGUUUGCUUGUAUCAAUCUGUUCACAACAUACAUUUAUUAAAGUUCCUGCAGCAGUUAUGCGGUGGAGCCUGAGGUACUGCCGAUGGAAAGCACGGUUGCGGAUUAGAACUGUGCGCUAACACUGCUUCAAACUAUAAGAUUAACAAAUUUCAUGGGAUUAGGAGGGCGAUGCCUAGCAGGUGACUUGGUAGCUGACGACCCAAGGUAAAUACUGUGUUUAAGAAACUGCAGCACUGAUUUAUGCUGGGUGAUGUUUGUGCUUGUUCUGCUGGAAGCUGAAUAUAGCCAGACAUGAACCACUUGUUUUUUUUCUUUUUUACUGAGAUGAUUUUUUGGCUGUAUCACCAGACAGAUAACCCAAGCCAGCGUGGGUAGGCAGGAGGUGAGCAGGAUCACAGUGAGUGCUUUGGGACUUGCACGGCCGUGUGACCAUGGCUGCGGUUCUCCUUGCGUCAGUAUCAAACCACAGUGCCAGCACCAUUAUAUGUGCCACUGGGCUAAUGAAAAGGCUGUUUUUCCGUGGUGAUGCUACACAUGAUCCUGAUUGCGGUUAUAUAAGUGCUUGUGGUAUUUUCUGCCAAACCACAAUCACUUUUUUGAUUUGUGCAUAACUUCUUGUGUAGGCAGGCCAGGGAAAAGUUUGGCAUAUUACCUAGGGAGGGACACCCUAGAAAAGCUGAGAGGAGGAAUCAUUAGGCAGUCAUUCAGUAUCUUGCAGGACAGCUAAUUUACAUCCAUCCCACACUGCCUUCUGAUGUGGAUGUGUUCCUCUUGUUCUUUUCAUUACUGGGGAUCUCAGUGGUACUGAGUUAGAAAUUAGAUAUAUAUAUGUAUAUAUAUAGUCCUCAGCUACAGAGAAGAAUUUAAGGGAGUUUCCUCCUCUACUGAUUGUUUCAGGAUUUUUGUCGUUUUUCUCACUUGUAAAAGUGUUUUGGCUUUUGGUUUUUCUGAGGUUAAAAGGUGGGCAAGCAGCAGUUGGAUCUGAUUUGAAAAGAAUAUGAGCGUGAAUUCAGGAUUUCCUGCUGAGGGAGAGCCGUGUGAAUACCAGUGAAUGAGCCCAGUCCAAAGCUCAUUGCACUGAACAUUUAGAUACACAUUUAAUUUCCAUGUUUUGAGCCAUUCUUUAAAAGCACAGGUUGCUGAGAUCCCAGACCUAGACUAUGGCUUGCAAGUGUCUUCUUCCUGCAUUUUUGGUGUCAGGAACAUGCUGGUAAGCUCUUAGGUCUUCACCAAGCCAAAUCAUUUUCUGUAUGACGGGGAAAUAAUUCAUGGCUCUGUAUCAUAACUAGUUGCGUGCAGUACACAAAAUGAUGUAUUCAAGGGAAGUUUUGCAUCCAGAAGCUGAUAAGGUUUUAGUUUUCAAGAUCUCAUGCAUUCCUUCUGAGAAAUGUAGUCAAAAGAGCCACACUCAUGUAUAGCUGCAUUGCAGAGCAUUUGGACAGACUACCUUUUUCCUGCACUCUUUCCUACUUCGUUUCCUUUCAAACAGAAGGUAGAAAAUGGUAGUCCUCGAGUUUCUGCUGUUUAUGUGAAUGACUCUUUCCAGACAAUGUUAGUCGAGCCCAUAGGCACCUAGUUAGCAUUUUAAUUUUUUUUUUUAACCUUUCUUUUUCAGAAUAAAGGCUUUUUCUUGUAGUAGGUUAAACUUUUCUAAGUAUUGAGAAAAUUAUUUGGUGCUGAGCAACUUCCCGUCUACACUCUUGAAUACUCCUUAUGGUAUUACUCCUUGGAGCACCAAUCGCUAGACACUGUUUCCCCAGAGAUGGCACUCUUUUGUUAGGAGGAUGGGCAUUUAAUAAUAGUAGCAGUGUAUGCCAAGCAAUAAGGAAGAUAAGUUUUGUAGAAACAAACAAUAUUUUUUUAUUAGACUGACCGAAAGAAGUAAGAAAAAAGACGAGUGUUUUGGGCUCAGCACUCAGUCAUCAGCUCACAUGCUUGAUAACUUGAUUUUCUUCCAUGAAGCAGCAGGAUGCGUUCCAGGUUUGCAUGCUCCAGUCUUCCCAUCCAGGUCCCAGAUAAAACUUCGCUGUUUUUUCCAAGCUUCCUGCUUUCUGUAUGUAAAUAUGCUUGGCCUUUCGGAUAUGUGAUUGGAAAAGACAGGCUCCUCAUAUUGCUGACAGUGCAUGUUUUCUAUGUGCUGUCUGAGAUCUUGCACAGAUUGUCUGGUGAUAACUUUGAAUCUGAUCUUCUGUGUUACAUAUAAAAUGGGGAUAAUAAAAUUACAUGUGACAGAAGAGGUAAGAUGAGCAAAGUGAUAGAUCACAUUUAGAGACUGGCUGCUUUAGAAUUUUUAGCUCACACCUUUCCAGCCAGGAGAUAAGAAAGGAAAACCAGGUCUGUGUUCCUGUAGUAGGACUCUUGCUAUAGGGAGGAGUAAAGUAGAACCAUAAUGAUAGUAGUAAAAAUAUUAAUAAAGAAAAGCAACAAAUGCUAGAAAUACCUGUAACCCUUUCCUGAAGAGCUCACCAGGCUGAAUUCUUGGGCUUUCUUGUUCAGUCCUGCAGUUCUUGUUAUUAAGAUACUGUGCUCAUGAAGUUCAGUAAUUACAGACUGAGACUAGGAGGAUUAGGCUCCUAAAUACUUCUGCCCAGAUUUCAGGUCAUCAGACCAUGUAUUUUGCCGUUGACAAACCUUGCAAUUACUUACAGUCUCUGAGUGUUCAUUUCCAGGACUGAGGGAACCUCUGGCUCCCUUACAGCAGUGUCCUGUGCCAGCCAGGCUAUACUCUGUACAACAGGUACAAAUCCACUUUUCUGCCUUUUUAGAGGGAAAAACAGAGCACAGUGAUGCAUUAUUUCUCACACCAGUUUUGUGUUUGCACAUCACAUACAUCAUGGACAAAAUAAAAGGCAUUUCAGGAGAUAUCAGAUGUCUUGGAGUCAAGUGUCAGAAGUGGCGAGGGGAGGAAGGGGAGCCGAGGUCUUCCUCACGCCGCUGGGACUGCAGCACAUUCUGCUGCAUGAGAUGUGGCGUUUCAGUGGAGCACUGGCAGGGCAGGGAAGGUGCAGACAAACACUUGAACAAGAUGUAAAAUGAAAGCUUUAGAUUGAAAAUCUUGGUUGUCUCCUUCUCUUGGGUUCUUUGAAUACCAAGAUUUUAAAACAUACAGCGUAGAUACUUGUCUCACACGCUGAUUUUAUUUGAAAGAUUAUUUUUUUCUGCAUUCUUCAAAGAAAUAGAUUAACAAGUGUCCUCAUAAGCAUACUUUUUACACAACUCAUAAAAUAUGCUCUAAACACCUUUCUGCUAAUAGGCACAGUGAGAUUUAGUGAUUUUUCCAGAGACAUCAGAGCCUGUGAUUGGAUUUGAUCUCAUAAAUUCCAGCCUACUAUUUUAGCCACAUGCAUUUUUCACAGCAGGAGGUCUCAUCUCUUUGAUGCAGUGUCUCAUCUUCUUUACUCGUGGACAACUGGAAGACAAACAACUUUUAUGGCCUUGUCAGCUUGAGUAAGCUCUUAACCUUAUCCAAAGUCUUUGUAUUUGUUGGGAAAUAAAAGGAGGUGUUGAAGGGCAGCGCUGGUAAAUCCUGUGCUGUCAGAGUCUCACAGGAAGUCGAAUGACCCGUGCUUGAGAAACACAAACCACAAAAUGUGGGUGUGAUAUUUGUUGGUAUGUGCUUUGCAUUCUUCUGCAAGGACCGAUUGCAUUUUGCAUGGCUACUGUAAAUCCUUGCCUGCCUCUUCCAAGAAGAUUUCAACACUAACUCUUCUGGAAACGACCCGCUGGAGAGAAAGGCUGUUGAGCGUUAGUGUUUUGGCUUCUGAGUGAGUCCUGGAAAGCUCUCCCCUGGUGUUAAUGAUUUCUGAAAUCAUCCAGAAUCCCUGAGGAUGACAUCAGGUUGAGAAAAAACAGAGAGCAAAACUGUGCCAAUUUCUUGGAGCCAGCAACUGUGUUUGCUACAAAGGAAGAGAAAAUGGAAAUUGAAGUUCCAGUUUCUGAACAUAAAAGCAUCACCACAGUGGCUUCCCCACAUCCCAUAGACAAUCCAACCCACUUCUUUUCCCCUGCUGCCAGCCACAAUGGACUUAAGGACAGGCAUGAAUCUCUGGACAGUGAGGUUGCUAAAGAGAUCAGAUACCUAGAUGAAGUGCUGGAGGCAAAUUGCUGUGAUUCUGCUGCGGAUAAUACCUUUAAUGGGACAUCCUCUCCUGAACCAAGUGCAGUUUCUGUUGUGGAUGGCUCAGGAGCAUCUGUUAAUGUCAGUAAUGAUUCAGUACCUAGUGGAAGUGAAGAAAAUGUAGCCGACAAGCAGGCACCCUUGGUAGUUGAACCACGUGAAGCUAGCAUAACAGAUGAGAACCUGAAAUCUAAUGGCCAUUCCUUGGGUGGACUGAAAGAAGAUACCAGGGAAAGUCUGAAGGUGCCAGGAAGUCCCACUUCUUCAAACAGUUCUAGAAGAUCCUCUAAGGAUGGAGAAACAACUCUUACAACCCUUAAGAAAGAGGCUAAGUUUGAACUACGAGCCUUCCAUGAAGACAAAAAGCCCUCAAAGCUCUUUGAAGAUGAAGAAGAGAAGGAAAAAUACAGGGUCCGCAAAGUGAGACCAUCAGAGGAAAUGAUGGAACUUGAAAAGGAAAGAAGGGAACUCAUUAAAAGCCAGGCUGUUAAGAAGAACCCCAACAUUGCCGCCAAAUGGUGGAACCCUCCCCAAGAGAAGACUCUGGAGGAUCAACUGGAUGAAGAGCAUCUGGAGUCCCACAAGAAGUACAAGGAGCGCAAGGAGAGACAGCAGCAGCAAGGUGCCACACCAACAUCCCCAAAACAGGCCAGCUGCUCCUUUGUACCACCAGAGCCAGUCAGUAUCAAGAAAGAGGAUAUUGUCACAGAGCAAAUUGACUUCUCAGCUGCCAGAAAGCAGUUCCAGCUGAUGGAGCAUUCAGGUCCAUCUCAGGGUCAGGCCCCACCAAGGCGGUCAGGAACACCCAAAAUGUUCUCCAUCAAACCCUUCUACAAAAGCCUCAAUUCUCCAAAUGUAGACAGGCCACUGUCUUCUGUGACAAGACCUGUUUCAGUUUGUGGGCAAACAGGACAGCUUGAGGGUAGCAAUGCCACUGUUGUCAAAGCACAGAAGGUCUCCUGUACUUCAGAAGAUGAUACAAGUGUUCAGACUACCACUGCUGACCCAAUAAGAGAGUUACCAUAUAGUGAUAGCCCCAGAGCCGGACAAGCCUCAAAACUGUGGGCAGAGGAUGGAGAAUUCAUGAGUGCGAAAGCGGUCUUCACAGUGGUGAAGGAUGAUGGACAGGGCGUGCUGGACCAGUUCCCAAAGUCAGGCAGCGCCUCUUCUCCACCGGAGGAGCUCGAUUCUGGUUUGGAUGACUUGUCUGUCAGGUCUCAGGAUACCACUGUCUUGGAGACCCUUUCCAAUGACUUCAGCAUGGAUAACAUCAGCGACAGUGGUGCCUCCAAUGAGACCAUGAGUGCCCUGCAUGAAAGCUCGCUGGCCGAUUUCUCGCUGCCGCAGACCCCACAGGCCGACACUCCAGCAGAGUGCAGAGGUGAAGGCAUCUCCAAGUCAUUCAGCGACCCAGGCUGUGACUCGUCCUCCUCUGCUUUGGCAGACUCCAUACUGAUUGAUGACCAGCUGGAGUACCACGCUGGCCUACUAGUUCAAAACGCCAUCCAACAAGCCAUAGCCGAGCAGGCAGAUAAAACGAUCUGCGAGGAAGAAGAAAUCCCUGCAGAGAAGAUCUCGGUCAAAGAGCUGCCAACCACCCCUGGGCCAUCUCCAGCCUCCAAGGAGCAGCAGCACCCAAUGUUUAAGCCACCCCAGGUGUCUUCACCUGUUCAAGAAAAAAAGGACACCAUACCAAAGACUUCAAAAGACGAAGACUCAGGACUCAGGGAAGGGAAGAGUUUGCAGCAGUCACCUGUGUAUUCAGCCAGCCAGCCAUUCCUUGUGGAGGAAAGCAGGCAUGAAGUCAGCUAUUUCAGCAAGUAUUCAGAGGCAGCUGAGCUGAGGAGCACCGCCUCCAUCCUGGCCACGCAGGAGCCUGAGGUGACUGUGGGCCCUUUCAAGUUACGGUCAAGGAAGCAGCGGACUUUAUCGAUGAUAGAAGAAGAGAUCAGAGCAGCCCAGGAACGAGAAGAGGAGCUGAAGAGGCAGCGGCAAGGUCUGCAGGUGGCACCAAGCCCUGUUAUGAAGACUGCACCGCCUAUGCCGACCAGAACGGUGUCUUACAAAACUGCACCAGGAAAGAUAGAGAAGAUCAAGCCUCCUCCAUCGCCCACCACAGAAGGCCCUGUCUCGCAGUCUGACCCGCUGUCCGAGGAGCCUGCGGGAGCCCAGCGACCCAAGAACCUGAUGCAGACCCUCAUGGAGGAUUACGAAACACACAAAACUAAGAGACGAGAAAGGAUGGACGACAGCAGUUACACCUGUAAAUUACUGUCUAGCAAGGUUACUUCUGAGGUCCUUGAGGCGACCAGGGUGAACCGCAGAAAGAGCGCUCUGGCGCUGCGUUGGGAAGCUGGCAUUUACGCCAACCGGGAGGAGGACGAAUAACCACGCUGCAGCGUGAAGACAGCGAGCAGGCAGGCCGAAACCAAAAAGAGAAAGAAAGAAUUAAAAAGAAAAAAAAACAAAAGCAAAACAACAACCCACACCACGAAAGCAGCAGCAUUUUAGUCCAGUAUUUAUUAAAUACACAACAAACUUAAAAGAUGCACAUAGACACAGAAAUGAUCCAGCUCUUGGCAAUCCUAAAGCAACAGGAAAACCCCAACUAGAAAAUACCCCCUUCUUCUUCCCUCCAUUCCCCCUCUGAAAUAAUGCAAUGGGGACGGUGCAGGGAGUGAGAGCCGUCGGGGGGACAAGCGGACCAUUGUCCCCACGGCCUGGAGGGCCUGCAGGCUUGUGGCCGGGACGUCGGCAUGGAGGAGCCUGUGGCUGGGGCUCGCUGACCGAAUCGACAGACCUGCCUCGCCCCCAGCAUCACCGUCCCCACAGCAGCUCUGCCGGACCCUCUUGCAGUUCCUUCGCCUCCCACAGCCGCUGAACCGAGACCGUCAGCGUUGCUUCGGUGUACCCUGUCCAGCCACAAAACACAACAAUAUUGCUCUCUGUUGCUCUUUCUUUAAGGGGACUGAAGAGUUUGGUUUGGGAAUGGGGUGGUUUUCUAAGUGGGGUGGGUUCUUUUCCCCUUUCUAGUAAUUUAUCUGUUUAAAAGAGAAAAAAAACAGGGAGACAGUUAUUGCAAAUGAACAAUCCAGCACACCCAGUAAAACAGUCCUUGUGUUGCAAACACAAGCCAUCACAAUUUAGGAGUGGAAUAGAUGGGGAUGAGAGCUAAGCCAAAUGGAUUACCUUAGCUUUAGGAUCCUAUAUGCUUGCAAUAUCACUUGAGCUCCAGGUUCUCAGAGCAUAUUUACCUAACAAAGUUUCUAAAUAGAAAAUCUGUAUUUAGUGGAUGACAACUAUUUUUUGAUGGUGGGGAGGGAAAAGAAUGGCGUAUGUGUAAAAUCUAUGAAGAUGGGUAAUUUGAAGUAGAAAGGUAGUGGGAAAGGGAUACAAAUAAAGGACAUUUAAUUUUUAAAUGAGGCAAUAAUUGAACUAAGCCAGACUCUGGCCUAGGAAGAGGUAUGAAAUAAAGAACAAGAUAGUUACGUCUUCAACUAUAUUUAUACAACCUAAAAAGCCUUUGAAGUAGAGUGCUUUGUGGAAGUCUUCACGUUUCCAGGCAACAAUAAAAGCUAAAGGGCACAAUGAGCUGGAAGGAGCGAGCAAGGAAGAGCAGACAAGGGAAGAAAACAUUAUGAUGUUUGCCAUUCAGCCGGUAUUUUCAGUGCUACAAGCAAACCGUAGAGCCUUUAGUUAUUGCUUAGGCUUGGGAUCAGCAGUGAAGGGUUAGAGUGGAUGUGUGUGUGUGUGUGUGUGUGUGUGUGUGUGUGUGUGUGUUUGUUUGGGCACGUGUGUGUGUGUGUGAGGCUGACAUACCAGAACGUGUAUGGCAGUGUGUGUAUUGAUUAUUUUCUCCAAAGCUGUUUUACCAGCUAUAGGGGUGAGUGCUAUUUUUUUUCUUUCUGAAAGGGGAUAUAAAAACAAGGCACUGAGUUAAUGCAGUAUUUGUGAUAUUAAAAUUUGACCCAACAUGGUAUUUGCAUGAGUCACAAUUGCAAAGUAUUGACCAGUUUUGUAAGCUGACAAUUAGGAAAAGAAAUGUGGUAUUUAUUCUUGUGCUUUGUAUUUGUAUGUAGUAUAGAGGCUGCGGGUUUACUCUUUCCUUUUCAUGCAAGCAAUACAAUAGGAAUAUUUUACAACUGGGAACCAUAAUUUCUGGACUAGAAACCAACAAGUUUGGGAGGUGACAGAAAAAAAAGACAUCGAGCUUUUUUCUAUAUAAAAUUUUCUGUCUUUUUUAUAAACAAACUAUUAUUUUAACAUCUUUUUUAAAAAUCAGCAGCCAGGAUACUGGUCCUCCCUUAAGCCUUUCCUUGAUUUCAUGACCUGCUGUGCUGUUAUAUCCUGAAACAGUGAGCUCAUUUAAAAUGAGUACCGAUACUGUGAACAUACUUCUGGUGCUUUUCUUAAACACAGAGCUUGCAACCAAAUGAUUCCACCCACCUCACCCCACUUGUUCCUCCAGCAUGUGAUUUCUGUCCAUGGACACUCAUUUUGAGGCUUAUUUUCAGGGAAUCGUAGCAAAUACAAUUAUAUAUACUCAUUAACUCAGUUCUGUUAAUUGUCUCCCCAAGUGCUAUUGAACAGAAGACCCUGCUGAACUGAGCAUUCACUGUGAUAAGGGCAGCGAGCUUAUCUCAAGGAUGCUCUCCAAAUCCAGGUGCGUGGGGAGGCACCGCGCCUAUGAAGGAACUACAUACCUAAUGAAGGGGACCCAUUCUUCGGACAUGGCAAUCAACAGUGGACUGUGAUUCACGUCUGCGGAUGGGUCAUUACUGUAAGACUGUAGGAAAAGCAACGCCAUCAAUGCAGCACUCUAGUGAGACCGUAUGUCGUGCAGCCGCAGCUGUGAGCUCUGCGCAGCGGUACCAAGAGGAGUCCUGUCUCCCUCCACCCUUGGGGAGACCAUGAGUGAGACUGGGAAAAAAACAAAAAAACAUGGGUUUCCUGAGCAGAGGAGAUGGCCCUUGUACUUACAGCGAGGUGGUUGUGCACCAAACCAUGCUCUUCAGUUUCCCCUCAUAUUUGCUCCCUUCCCAGGAAUCUGCAUCUUUAUUUUAUUUAACCUGGAGGCCUGUUUUUUCCUCCUGCUUUCUCACUGGAAGCCAGCGACCUUGAUUACCCAUCCCAAGACAUCUCUUCAUGCUUUGCCACAUUCUCCCCUACUGCCACAGUCAGCCCUCAGUCUUUGAAGCGAAAAGUAUAUUGUACCCCUUGAAAGGAGAAGUGGUGGUGGAGAGAGGCCAGGCAGGAGUCCUCCAUGCUAGAGGCAUUCGCGUUCUGCCCCUGCGACAAAAGUAUGUGCAUGCAUCAGUGCAGGACAGCCAAACUUUCCACCCAGCAGGGUUUUUCUCUUCCAGAAAUUAUGGACACUUGUAGUCAGCAGCACACGUUCAGUGCUGUGGUAACAGGAGUGCGAUGCAGUUUACUUGCCUCUGUUAUUUCAUUUGCAUGCUACCAAGCUUAGGUGUUUAUAAGUAUACACCAGUAAUACAUAUCUAUCUAUAUAUAACUAUAUCAAAUGCAACAAAAGAGCACUAUUGCAGAGUUAACUUUGUCUCCACAAAAGAAAUGCUCAGUUCCUUUCCCGUGGCAAAGACUGGUUUUAAUGAAACUGUGUAUUGAGAAAUAGUUAAGCAUUAGCAUUUGUGAUUAUAAUCAGUUUGGGGUUACAGUGCAGGUUUCCUGAACAAUUCAUUUUAAAAGCUGACAGUUUGGGCUUCAUCGUGCUCCAUACUGACAUUAUCUGAAGGAAAAUACAGUAGCAUUGACAUGUUUGGCAACCUAAAGGCGGCAUCCUUGUCAUGACUUAUCAACCAGUUUCAACAAUACCUGGCUUUCUGUAUGUUAACCACUUAAAUGUUAUCCUGCUUCUGUUUUAUAGUGACUGUGAGGCCUACGAUGCAAGUAUAUAAUUAUUUUCUCAUUAAAACAGAAACCUGUGUUGUGUUUCUAUAAA